AUGUCCGACGCCUGGGUCCCCAGCCUCGCGCUCAGCCUGCUGGUCGGCCUCCAGCAGGCUGCAGCCAAAUGUGGUCUCUUCUUCACCUGCCCCAAAGGAUUCCAAUGCUGUGGCAAUGACUGCUGCCAGGAGAAUGAGUUCUUUUCUGGCCCCUUGAGGAUCUUUGUCAUCAUAUUCCUGGUCAUCCUGCCCCUCUUGUGCGUCUGUGGCCUGGCGAGGCGCUUCUGUCACAACUGCAGAGAGCCGGAGCAGAACCCCCCGAUGGAUCACCAGGGGCCCCCAGAACUGCCCUCCAUUGCCCCGCCAGAGAGGGUCAGGGCAUCCAUCUCUGAGCCCCCACCCCCCUACAGCGAGGUUAUUCUGAAGCCCACCCUGGGCCGGCCCCCCACAGAGCCACCCCCUCCCUACAGCUUCAGGCCUGAAGAAUAUGCUGGGGUUCCGAGAGGCAUUGACAACCCAGCUUUCUGAGCCACCUUGUGCCUGGAAUCUUGCCACUAGCAACCUCCUCCCCAGUGCCUCCUGGAUCAAGCUAGAGACUUCUGGGACCCCUCGAAUGCCCCCACCUAUCCUGCCACGUCUCUUGUCAUUCUUGGAUUUAACUUAUUGCCCUUCCUGCCCCUGUUCCACCCCAGCUGCCUCUCUGGUCCCAAGGGCUGGGCUGGAGUGGCGAAGCUGCCCCCCCCAUCCCCCCAAUCCAAGUUAGAGGCUGCCAGGAAGAAAAUGUCAACAGUUAGAGGUGCCCAGCAGUGCAACGAGCUACUCUGAGAAGUAGACAGAGCCCCGGUUCUGGAGGUAUACAGGUCUUGGCUGGACAGCUCUGAGAUGUUAUGAAGGGCACUCUGUACCCGUGGGAGACUGGACUGGAUGAAUGC
Molecule: messenger RNA, 872 nt
Organism: Cynocephalus volans (Philippine flying lemur)
Lineage: Eukaryota; Metazoa; Chordata; Mammalia; Dermoptera; Cynocephalidae
Gene: TMEM92
Product: transmembrane protein 92
Exons: 5
Coding region: 1-468 (155 amino acids)
Cellular component (GO): nucleoplasm
Source: RefSeq, a predicted model, not a curated record